Messenger RNA from Trichosurus vulpecula (common brushtail), 684 nucleotides. RefSeq names its product BRCA1/BRCA2-containing complex subunit 3 (gene BRCC3). Gene Ontology annotation, cellular component: BRISC complex; BRCA1-A complex. Lineage: Eukaryota; Metazoa; Chordata; Mammalia; Diprotodontia; Phalangeridae. Gene Ontology annotation, biological process: double-strand break repair. Gene Ontology annotation, molecular function: polyubiquitin modification-dependent protein binding; metallopeptidase activity; cysteine-type deubiquitinase activity. The record is from RefSeq and is a predicted model, not a curated record.
GCUCUGGCACUCAGGGACUAGUGGCGGGUUGGGCACGCGAACGCCUCGGUAAUAAAGGGGGCGGGCUACCGGCGCGCGCCGGGGCCAAUCCAAGAUGGCCGUUCUAGCGGUGCACCUCCAGUCGGACGCCUUUUUGGUAGCCCUCAACCAUGCCCUGAGCACCGAAAAGGAGGAGGUCAUGGGACUAUGCCUCGGCGAGGUCGACACCACCAAGGUUGUUCACAUCCACUCUGUCAUCGUUCUGAGACGUUCAGAUAAGAGGAAGGAUCGGGUGGAGAUUUCUCCCGAACAGCUUUCUGCUGCUUCUCUGGAAGCAGAAAGAUUGGCUGAGCUGACUGGUCGCCCCAUGCGAGUUGUGGGCUGGUAUCAUUCUCAUCCCCACAUAACUGUGUGGCCAUCGCAUGUUGAUAUUCGCACCCAAGCCAUGUACCAGAUGAUGGAUGAGAGCUUCGUGGGACUUAUUUUCUCCUGUUUUGUUGAAGACAAAAACACCAAGACUGGCCGUAUACUCUAUACUUGCUUCCAGUCCAUUCAGGCCCAGAAGAGCUCAGAAUAUGAGAGAGUUGAUAUCCCGCUCCACGUUGUGCCUCAAGACACCAUGGGAAAAGCGUCCCUUGAGGCAGCCAUUGAAUUGCCCAAGAUUCUGUGCCAGGAGGAACAAGAUGCCUACAGGAGGAUCCACAG